Molecule: messenger RNA, 336 nt
Organism: Knipowitschia caucasica
Lineage: Eukaryota; Metazoa; Chordata; Actinopteri; Gobiiformes; Gobiidae
Source: the annotation of a GenBank genome assembly
AUGCUGCUCCUAAAUCCAGUGCGGGUCCAAACUUUUGAGGCCAAACUUCUUCCCGGUUCCCGAGACCUUCCAGAGUCAACAGAAUCACCCACAAAUGUGACGAGACCAACGGGGAGCGCGGUGUGCGCCCGGGGGAAGGCUCGGCUUCAGCACGCCCUGUGUCCGGUUGAAGAGCGGGGACAGGAGCAGGGCCGUGCGGAGGACACAGCUGUGGAACUGUGGGACCAGCUCUGUGCAGUGGCGAGCGCAGGAACUGCCUCUGUCAACCCACGGAAACACCGGCUCUUCCUCUGCUGCGUGCCUGGAAUAAGGUCGUGGACUGCGGCACUGCAGUGA